CAUGCAUCCGGUGGGUGGGGAGACACCCCCUAGCUGUUCCUGCUCUUUAAAUUCUGGAUCAGACCAACAUUCUGCCUCAAAAAGCAGCCGCAAGACAUCGACAUGACAACUUACACAGACAAAGGUGAAAAGCACGAGCAGGGCAGGUUCAUCUGCUUUGACCACAUCACGUUCUGGGUGGGGAAUGCCAAACAGGCAGCUUCUUAUUACUGUAAUAAACUGGGUUUUGAGCCGCUGGCGUACCGCGGACUGGAGACGGGCAGCCGUGAUGUGGUGUCCCAUGUGGUCAAGCAGGGAAAGAUUAUUUAUGUCUUCUCCUCUGCCCUGAAUCCUGGCAACAAAGAGAUGGGGGAACACCUGGUGAAACAUGGAGAUGGUGUCAAAGAUGUUGCCUUCACUGUACAGGACUGUGAUUUCCUCGUGCAGAAAGCCCGGGAACAAGGUGCUGUCAUCGUCAAGGAACCUCAUGUCCUGGAAGAUAAGUUUGGCAAGGUGAAACUGGCAGUGCUGCAGACAUAUGGGGACACUACCCACACGCUGGUGGAGAGGGAGGGUUAUACUGGACUUUUUCUACCUGGGUUCCACACUCCUCUGUUUCGUGAUCCUCUUUUGGAUCAGCUGCCGAGUGGCAAGCUGGAGUUCAUCGACCAUGUGGUGGGAAACCAGCCCGAUGAUGAGAUGGUGCCAGUGGUGGAAUGGUACCGGAGGAACCUGCUGUUCCACAGGUUCUGGUCUGUAGAUGAUAAGCAGCUGCAGACUGAAUUCAGCGCUUUGCGCUCCAUAGUGGUGGCCAACUAUGAGGAGACAGUGAAGAUGCCCAUUAAUGAGCCAGCCAUAGGAAAACGCAAGUCCCAGAUCCAGGAGUAUGUGGAGUACUAUGGCAGUGCAGGGGUCCAGCACAUUGCCAUGAACACCAGCAACAUUAUAGAAGCUAUCCGAAAUCUGAAGGAGCGUGGCAUGGAGUUCAUGAGUGUACCUGAAACCUACUACCAGCAGCUCCGGGAGAAACUGAAGCAUUCAAAGGUCAAAAUCUCUGAGGACAUGAAUAUCCUGGAGGAGCUGAAGAUUUUGGUGGAUUAUGAUGACAACGGCUACCUUCUCCAAAUCUUCACCAAACCUGUCCAGGACAGGCCCACCGUGUUCCUGGAAGUUAUUCAGAGACACAACCACCAGGGAUUUGGUGCAGGAAAUUUCAAGUCCUUGUUUGAGGCGAUUGAGGUGGAUCAGGACGCCAGAGGGAACCUUACUGUCCUGACUCCUAAUGGAACCACUGAGGAAAUCUGAAUCACACUGCAUUUAGACAGAAGAAGGGAAAAGCAAGCCAGUAUUUCAUUGUUUGCAGAUCUAACCAGUUGAGUUUUACAGAUGUUGCCCAGUUUAUUCCACAGUCUGCUUUGUGUCCGUGCUUCUGCUGUGUUCUCUGUACGGCGAAGGGCCUUAACGGUUUGCUCCGGCGCUCGUUCAUCAUGCAAGAAGUUGAGAGUUCGAGGCCCGCGUUUUCCAGUGCAUCUCAACGCUUAAUGGGUGGGAAGUUUGUUCCAGCUACAAAACCUCUGUAUUUAUGAUACAGCUUGGCUUUCAUAAGGAUUGCUGAAAACACGUACGACCCAUCUGAAAACCAGAAAACUGCAUCUGCAUUUGGGAGCUUCCAACCCAACUUGGUAGCUAAACUGCUUCUGAACACUUUCCUUAACCUUUUUAUAUUACCUUCAUUAACGAGCCAGGCGGUUUAAGCACGAUCGCUGUUCUCGUUUAAGAGGUUUGAAACAUAAGAGAUGCAGUUAAAGCUUCAAAUUAAAGUUUCGCUACUGUCCAAAACUUUAAAAAGUAGUGGAACUUAAAAUUUGGGGCUAAACUUCAGUUUACGUGCUUAAUCCGGCUGAAAGGAGCGCUCCACCAAUUUUUCAAAAUUUCAAAGUGAAACAGUGGUUUGGUGUGAAACCAGAGAAGCUUAAGCUAGUGGUGGUGAUAGGAAUCAAAUGAUUACAUUUCAUUACAUGAAAUGAUUAUGAAUACAUUGCGCAACUCCUGAGACAUUAUUUUAUGAUAGUUUUGAUAAAGUUUAGGCCUAAAAUGUUUUGUUAAUCCAUUUAUUUUCAUUCCUUUCCACUGUUUUCCCAUCGGCGUUACAUAUAAACACCGAGAAGACACGUGUGUUCACUGGUGGUUUUGGACAGUAAAGAAAGUUGAUGGUUCCCAUCACCACUACUGUAAAGAAAUUGGAGUCUCUACAGUAAACCACUUCACAUCAGACCACUCUGGAUGUCUGUUUACAGCUUUAUUUUGGGAUUGCAACAGAAUUGUUCCCACUUUUAUUGAAUUUUUUUUAAUUCGGUGGAAUUUCCCUUUAAGGUCAAGGAAACAUGCCAAAUUUCGAGGUGUAACGUUAGCCUAACAUACAAUAAAAGGAAUAACUUCAUAAUUUCUGUUUAAAUGGAGUGAUAUUGAUAUGAGCACCCUUGUUCUGUGUGAUCAAUGAACCUUUACAAUUUAAUGAAAUUAAAGAGAAGAAGCGUUAA
This is a messenger RNA of Pygocentrus nattereri (red-bellied piranha), 2519 nucleotides long. RefSeq names its product 4-hydroxyphenylpyruvate dioxygenase b (gene hpdb). The coding region runs from base 103 to 1284 and encodes 393 amino acids. The transcript has 14 exons. NCBI's taxonomy places the organism in Eukaryota, Metazoa, Chordata, Actinopteri, Characiformes, Serrasalmidae. Gene Ontology annotation, biological process: L-tyrosine catabolic process. Gene Ontology annotation, cellular component: Golgi membrane; endoplasmic reticulum membrane. The record is from RefSeq and is a predicted model, not a curated record. Gene Ontology annotation, molecular function: 4-hydroxyphenylpyruvate dioxygenase activity.